AUGGAGGCUGCAGCAGAUGGCGUCCUGGCGAGCCGAAGUGAAGAACCCGUUCGAGAUGAUGCUACCGUGGAGACUGCUGAGGAAGCAAAGGAGCCCGCUGAGGCUGACAUCAACGAGCUGUGCCGCGACAUGUUCUCCAAGAUGGCCACUUACCUGACUGGGGAACUGACGGCCACCAGUGAAGAUUAUAAGCUGCUGGAAAAUAUGAAUAAGCUCACCAGCUUGAAGUAUCUUGAAAUGAAAGAUAUUGCUAUAAAUAUUAGUAGAAACUUAAAAGACUUAAACCAGAAGUAUGCUGGACUGCAGCCUUAUUUGGAUCAGAUCAAUUUAAUUGAGGAGCAGGUAGCAGCCCUUGAGCAGGCAGCCUACAAGUUGGAUGCGUAUUCAAAAAAACUGGAAGCCAAGUACAAGAAGCUGGAGAAGCGAUGA
Molecule: messenger RNA, 429 nt
Organism: Orycteropus afer afer
Lineage: Eukaryota; Metazoa; Chordata; Mammalia; Tubulidentata; Orycteropodidae
Gene: BLOC1S2
Product: biogenesis of lysosomal organelles complex 1 subunit 2
Exons: 5
Coding region: 1-429 (142 amino acids)
Biological process (GO): lysosome localization; endosomal transport
Cellular component (GO): gamma-tubulin complex; BORC complex; BLOC-1 complex
Molecular function (GO): gamma-tubulin binding
Source: RefSeq, a predicted model, not a curated record